This is a messenger RNA of Spodoptera frugiperda (fall armyworm), 4419 nucleotides long. RefSeq names its product T-complex protein 11-like protein 1. The transcript is spliced from 9 exons. The record is from RefSeq and is a predicted model, not a curated record. Gene Ontology annotation, biological process: signal transduction. Lineage: Eukaryota; Metazoa; Arthropoda; Insecta; Lepidoptera; Noctuidae. The coding region runs from base 343 to 1821 and encodes 492 amino acids.
AAACGUAUUAAAAAAGUUUUGACAACGACCAAAUUGACAAGUAAAUGAAAACAUCUGUUGAAUUUCAUAAAAAAUAAACGAAAACAUCGCAAAAAGUCGUACAAAAUAAUCAAAAAUACUAAUAAAAAGGUUAACGUGUAGUUUUCGUUUAAAAUAUUCUCGUAGAAAAAGGGAAAUAUUGUGAUUGCUUUGUGAUAAAAGUUAGGUUAUGUGUUGUUAUGACUCAAGGUGAUUGUGUUCAAUGAUUUGACCGUUUUCAAGCUGUGCCUUUAAGUGGGUGGCCUUAUAUGGGAGGUAGAGAUUACUGACUUUACCUCAGUCUGUUUGUAUUAAGUUUUCGCGAUGGGUGAUCGUGAGGGACCAAGCGGUUCGGGUUCCCAGGGAUCCGACAAAGGUGAGAGGAAUACUCGAUCCUCUGCCCAGCCUAUGCCCACUGGCUCAAGUUACUAUGCCAGUGAACCGAUACAGUUCAGAGUAAGAGGCUCCACAAUUACUGGUGCCUCUCCACCCAAGUUUGUGACCCUGGAGGAUAUCAUGAAGGCAGCCCAUGGUAUGCAGAAUAUGGCACUAGCUCAUGAGAUUGCUGUCGACCAGGAUUUCAAGCUGGAACCUUUUGAACCACCAGACAAUAGCUACCAGAAAUUAGUCAAGGAGACAAUGCAUAAAGCAUACUUUGAUAUACUAAGAGAGCAGCUCAACUCAGAUCCGCCCGAGUACAAGCAGGCUCUUGUACUAUUAGAAGAUGUUAAACAGGGUCUAUUCUCAAUCCUACUUCCCCGUCACACACGCAUUCGAGAGAUGAUUGAAGAAGUAUUAGACGCAGAAUUUAUUCAGCAACAAGCUGAGAAUAAUAGCUUAGACUUCCAUAAAUAUGCUAGCUUUGUCAUAGACCUGAUGGCCAAGUUAGCUGCCCCAGCUAGAGAUGAGAUGAUACAGAAUAUUACCAAACUUACCGAUACUGUGGAUGUCUUCCGAGCUAUACUAGAGACUCUAGAAAUCCUAAAACUAGACUUAGCAAAUACAUUGAUAGCCAUGAUCAGACCCCAUGUGCAACAGGAGAGUGUUCAGUAUGAACGUGCCAAGUUUGAUGAAAUGCUUAAAGUCUCUGAAGAUGGUCUGCAACACACAAAAGAAUGGUUGAAGCGCCACAUAGACCUGGAAGGCCUGAGUCUACCAGUCACAGACAAGAUCAUCAUCAGGAACGUCACAGCUCAGACGUUAGCGAAGGCAUAUCUUGAACUACUGGAGUGGGACUCCUCUAAAAGUUAUCCUGAGACGGUAGCCCUAGACGCGCCCCGUUUCGCGGAGCUGGGCACGCAGGUGUACCGGCUGGUGUGUACAGCGUCGCUGAUGCUGGCCAGCCCCGCCUGCGGCAGCGACCCGGCCGCCGCCGCCGCCCACAAACAGGCCCUCAAGGAGAAGAUACUCAUCCUCAUUGAUAAUACUAGCAAUGAUAUAGAACUAAAACAAGUGUUACCAUCAUUGGCUGAGGAAAUAAUAAUGGUGACGGAACAACUCCUGGAGAAUCUCAAUCAGUCUCCACUGACGGGUGAGACCAAGGAGAUCAUCAGGACACAGAUCUUAUCGCUUGGAGAUCCUGAACAUAGGGUUAGGGAGAUUGUUCGUCAAAGAGUCCUGGAAUUUCUAAAGACCAUACUCGUCUGCGGUGGAGGAUCUCGCCAAAUCCCCGUAGGACUGUCAGCUCUAGCCAGGGAGCUGACAUCAGUGUCAGGAACACUCCUCCGGUACGUAAUGCACAACAAGGCAGUCUUCACAUCACAUUACAUGGACAUCGUGGCUGAAGAACUCAGUAGAAACUAAGCUUAUGUGUAAAUUAAUACUUUUUUAAAGAUUGAAAUGAUGUUUUAAUAAUAAUAACUUUCGUGUAGGGAUGAUGACGAUAUUCUUCGCAUAUAGUUUUUUUUGUUAAUGUCCAAAAAUAGAGUCAUAAUUGUGUUGAGACGAAAAAGUAUACGACAAAGCAAAUAAUAAAAAAAAGAGUCGAUAUGGCGUAAAGGAACACCUCUGUACCCUUAGUACGAAUUUGCUUUACGUUUAAAGUAGUAUAGCGCGUCCGGCGCUCUGAUUAGCCGACUCGAAUAAACCAACCAAUCAGAGCGCUGGACGCGCUCUCGUUUCGAUUACUUUAAAUGUAAAGCCAACUCAUACUAAGGGUACUGUGCAUUUUAUAUUAAGCUGUAACUUAACACUUACUUUGACGCGCUUUAUAACCGUAGUUUUAAUAUUAUGUGUUUAAUAUUUUUACUACACAACUAACGAACAAAUUACUCUUUAUUCGUACCCCGUCAUCAUCCCUAUAGAUCAAUGAUUAUUCACGAAACCUUUCUAUUGUAGUAAGUACAAUAAUUUUAAAUCAAAUUCCAUUAAAACAUUCAGUGAUCAACAGAUUACUUUUCCAAAAAAAUAAUCAAAAUUGGUAGAAUGAAAUAUUUUUAACUGGCAACACAUGAUUGUUAGUGAUGUACCAAUUCGAUCGAUGUUUUCUUACAAAAAAAAAAAAAAAAAAAAAAAAUACAUUCAAAAUGAAUACUUAACAUUUUAACGCAUUUUAACAAAAAAUUUAAUGAAGCACAUUUAAUAUUUUGUACGGGAUAGUGCUUUUGUAACUCCUAACAGUAUUUUCUUAGUAAUAAUAGCCUCAAAACAGUGAUCGUUAGACUGCCUAGACAAAAUGAUAGACACCAUAAGUUUACCAACUUGUAAACUGUUCGUGCUAACCAUUCCUUACCUUUUAAAACAAAAAAAAAAAAAAAUUAAAAAAAGACAACCAUUACAAAUAAUUAAAAUGAUUGUUAUCCGCCUAAAUAACAUAUUACAAUAAAUAAUAUAUCCGACCCAUAAUAAAAUAAUUAUUCUAAUAAUAUAAUAGCCUAGUCAAUUGGUGCUUAACAUAUAUUGUUGAAAAAAUGAAAUAAAUAAAUUAAAAAGUUAAAAAAAUAACCUAUUUACAUUGUGUAACAUUUUCCACAUAUUAAUAUGAAAAAUUACUUAUGAGCAAUAAGUGUGCAUUUUAUAAUUUUCCUUUGCUAAUUUUAAUUUGCACCAUUAUGCAUUUUCUUCUUAGAGAGUUAGUAGGCACCAACCCAAGUACUGGAUUUAUAGCUAGAUAGAGCUGAUGACGGGUCUAUUUAGUCCGUCAGUUAGGUAAUAAAUAUUAGACGCGUAUUUUUUAUUUUGUCAUAUAGGACAAUACUACUUGAUAAAACUAAUCAAUCAUCAAUCAGCAAAUACGUCACUUCUACGUAUAAAACGUACCUACCUAAAAGUGACGUCUCACGAUAUUUCAAAUCAAUAUAUCUUCGAAAGUAUUUGCUUCCGAUAAGAAAAUAAAAAAAUACAUGUCUAAUUUUUUUAAAUAAUAUACAAGACGGGCAUUGAAAUAAAAACCCUAUUAUAAUCCAACCAUUUCAGUUAUAGUCAAUUUGAUGUAAUGAGCAUUGGUACUUUUACCUUAUUCCAAUUUAUAAAGCUAAGCAUUUAGUACCUGUCCCUUAGUACAAGUUUGCUUUACGAAAGCGCGUUCGACGCUCAAAUUGGCCGGCUCGAAUGAACCAACCAAUCAGAGCACCGAACGCAGUUUCGUACUAAGCCCUCAAAUAAAGCCUGAUGAAAGAUGUAGAACGCAGUUAAUAGUAUUAAAAGUAACAGUUAUUUAGUAAAUAAUAACAGAAGUGUCAAUAAAACAUAAAAGGCAAUUUAAUAAAUAUUGUAGGUAGCUACUGGAUGUAUGUCGCUUCCAACUGACUGAUAUGGAUGUCACUUGAGAAGGCUUAGCGUUCAGUAGUGGAUGAUGCUAAUAUGAAUGGUAAAAUAAAAGGCCAAAAUCACUUUGAUUCUAACAAGACUGCAAAAAUUAAUAGCUUUUUAUACGAUUAAAAAUAAUAUCUUAUUGCCUUCCAUUGUUUUGACUUCCUAAGCAAACUUCAAUCUUAUGAGUUUGAAAUUACGUGUCAAAUUGGAAUCUUCCUCAUUUCUGCUAUUGGUAGCAUUUAUAUGGUACAAGUUUAGGCUAAAAUUGUGUUUUUUAUAAGUGUGCAUUUGAAAUUAAGAUUCAAAAUUGUCUGUAGGUAGGUAUUUAUUUAUGAGUUUUAUUCGCGAGAGUGAGAUUUCUUAGUAUAAUUUGACUAAUAUUGUUGUAGCUAUUGCUUGGCGGGAUUCCAUCUAUGAAAUUAACCUAACUUUAUGAACAAACCAUUUUAAUACUAAAAACUAUGUAUCAUAAGUACGGUUUUACUACAUUGGUGAAUUACAAAAUUAUUUUUGUUUAUAUAAUUAAUGAAAAUGUGUGACAAUUUUAUACAGGUGACUCCGAAUAUGAGUAAUACAUAACAAUGUUUGUUCCUUCUAUUUUUAUGUAAUCAAGUGAAUGUUGCACUAAUAAAAUAUUUAUAAAAAUUA